CCGGCCGGGCGGCGGGCUCGGGGCGCGCAGCCCCGCGGUGCGGUGCGGUGCGGAGCGGUGCGGAGCGGUGCGCGCAGCCCCGCGACGCGGCGCGGGCCCCGGCCGCCCCCGCUGGGGCAGCGCAGGUGCUGGAGACGCUGCGGCCCCGCUGCCCCGUGGAGGCCAUGGCGCUGCUGCUCCCGGGACCGGCACCGCUCCCGCUCGCCAGCCUGGGCGUCCUGCUCCUGGUCACUGCUCUCCCUGCCGACGCCGGGCUUUCGCAGAAGCAUGUUUCAGACGUUGUUGAUGACAGCAAAGAUAACAUCACCAUUUUCACCCGCAUCCUGGACAGGCUGUUGGAUGGAUACGACAACCGCCUGAGGCCUGGGCUCGGAGAUAGUGUAACCGAAGUCAAGACAGACAUUUACGUGACGAGUUUCGGCCCUGUCUCGGACACGGAUAUGGAAUACACCAUCGAUGUCUUUUUCCGGCAGUCCUGGAGAGAUGAGAGGCUGAAGUUUGAUGGGCCCAUGAAGAUACUUCCCCUGAACAACCUGCUGGCCAGCAAGAUCUGGACUCCUGACACCUUCUUCCACAAUGGCAAGAAGUCUGUAGCCCAUAACAUGACAACACCCAACAAGCUUCUGCGCCUCGUGGACAACGGCACCCUCUUGUACACCAUGAGACUAACGAUUCACGCAGAGUGCCCCAUGCACCUGGAGGACUUCCCAAUGGACGUGCAUGCUUGCCCACUGAAAUUUGGGAGCUAUGCCUACACAAAGACAGAGGUGAUCUACACCUGGACACUGGGGAAAGAUAAAUCAGUGGAAGUAGCAAAGGGUGGAUCACGGCUGAACCAGUACGACCUGCUGGGCCAUGUUGUUGGCACAGAGAUGGUUCGAUCCAGCACAGGGGAAUAUGUGGUCAUGACUACGCACUUCCACCUCAAGAGGAAGAUCGGGUACUUUGUGAUCCAGACGUACCUGCCCUGCAUCAUGACGGUCAUCCUGUCGCAGGUCUCCUUCUGGCUAAACAGGGAGUCUGUUCCUGCCCGAACCGUUUUUGGUGUCACCACCGUCCUCACCAUGACCACCCUAAGCAUCAGCGCAAGAAACUCCUUACCUAAAGUGGCGUACGCGACGGCCAUGGACUGGUUCAUAGCCGUCUGUUACGCCUUUGUGUUUUCUGCGCUGAUCGAAUUUGCCACUGUCAACUACUUCACCAAGCGCAGCUGGGCUUGGGAUGGCAAGAAGGUGCUGGAGGCCCAAGAGAUGAAGAAAAAAGAGCCAGUGGCAUUAGCAAAGAAAACCAACAACACCUACAACAUCGUUGGCACCACAUAUGCCCUCAACAUUGCUAAGGACCCUGGCCUGCCCACCAUCUCCAAGAGCGCUGCUGCCACUGCUACUGCCUCCAACAUACCCCCCAAGAUGCCCCGCCUAGAGGAGAAGCUCCCGGAGAGUAAGAAGACAUACAACAGUGUCAGCAAGGUAGACAAGAUGUCUCGCAUCGUCUUUCCAGUCCUCUUUGCCAUUUUCAACUUAGUCUACUGGGCCACAUACGUAAACCGGGAGUCAGCUAUCAAGGGAAUGAUUCCCAAACAAUAAAACCGGUCACACAAACCUUCCAUCAGUGAGCACCAUCCAGGCAGGAAUUCUCCAGGGCUUUUUUCUUUCCUGUUUUGUUUUAUUAUUAUUGUUUAUUUGAUAUUAUUACUAUUAGAUCAUUCUUUUUUAAUGUAAACAAAAUUGUGAUUUUAAUUUAAUCUCGUAUACAUAUAGUUUCAUUUAUUUUGUCUCUGAUAAUGAAAGGAAAACAAGGAUCAUAACAAGUUGUGCCUCUAACAUCGUGAGUCUGAUGUCCCCCAUCCAUCCAGGUCACCCUUGCUUCCAUCUCUUCUCCUCCACCUUGUGCCUGAGUGCCACCCAUUCCCAUUCCACGCUACACUGUGCCAAGGCCUGCUGGUGUGACUUGCCUCCCUCCUGCUCUUCUGCAAUGGACUGCCCUAGUGUGGAUGCUCCUGGUGACUCGAGCUCAAGGAUGAGGAGGCCUCCAAAGUCAGCUUGUCAGCUGGGUUGGUCUUCAGCAUCUGGCGCUUUACACCAGGUUUUACUUCCUGGGCAGCAGCCGUGGUUGCAGGUGAGCUGGGCUGUGUUCAGGGAACUGUGCUGCACAUGCUGGCAUGUAGCCAAGUGCCUGUUGUGGACGAUCCAGCAACUGUCAGGUAUUGUGGAGCCCCUGCAAGGGUGGAGCGGGGUGGCAGUGUCUUGUAGGCAUCUACAGGGCUUCCUCCUCUCUGUCUUCACCAAACCUAGCUGCAGGUUUCCUCCAUCUCUCUACCCAGACAAGAAUAGGUGAGGAAGGUCAUGUCUGUCUGCCAUCCUGGACUCUUGGGGCAAUUCAUGUUAGAGGAUGGGGUGAUUCCUACCAGAGGAAUAUUUUUCUCAGGAUUAGUCAGUGAUAGGAGUCAAGAUGGGAGUUUCCCAAUGCCUGGGAGAGGAUAUAAGCUGUGAGGGUGCAUGCAUUCAGCAUCAGAGCUGGAAGACAUAGAGCUCAUGUUCUGAUGGGCAGUUUUUUUACUUUCUUUUGGCCGUAUCCACUUGUCCUUGUUGACAUCUCUUCUCUGCCCCAGUCCCCUCUUCUACCCUCCCAUUCAUCUUCCUUCCUUUGGCUGCUCAGCAGUCCUCGGUACUAAUCUCACUGCUUGCAGGUGCGUGUAGGCAGUGAAGCACCUGGCCUCUGAGGUUAGCCACACUGAUGGGGAGGAGCACAGCCCCAACGAAGUUCAGCUCACAGAGCGUUUUUGCUCUGGAUCCCUGGAGCAGCAGUGAUGUUGGUGCAGGCUAGGAAAGAUGUAGGCUCUUCCCAGCCUAGGGGACAGGGGCAACCUCGGGGCCACUCUGCUGCCAGUAGGGGAUUAGAGAGGGAUGGGCGGUCCCCAAAGACCUACCUGCACCUGGUGAACCCAAUGUAGCUGAGCAUCCUCCAUGCCAUGUCAUGACAGGAGAAGGGGCUUUUUUAACCAGGAGGAUGAUUCUGCUGUCCCUAAGAGCUGCAUAAGCCAGGUGCCAUCCCACAAAGCCACUGAGAUGAGACCCACAUCUAAAACCUGCAAACUCUUCCCAGAAAAGCCUUCCAGUGCCUUGGAGAGAGGCUUUUUCUCCCUUCACAGCCACCACAUUGCUGAGACUUGAACCAGCAGUGCCCCCUUCCAGGCACAGCACUGGGACGGGGGGAUCCAGGCUGUCUGCCCUCCUCCCUUCCUCACUGGUGCCUGGACCCAGGAGCACAGUGUCCUGCCACAGGGAAUUACGUGCUGCAUCUGGUGAGCACUUGUCUCAGCCCACAGGCAGUGCUGGUCCUGUGUGACCUCUCUGAGCCUCAGGCUGCCCCAUGAACUCUCCCAGCACAUUUUGGGUGCCUGCAGCCAGCCUGAGACCCCAGCACCCCCAAAGUGGUGUCUUGGGCAUUGCUCUGGGCCCCUGCACCAGGCUCGGUUUCACCCUUCCCAUAGGGAAGCAGGAUGGAGCGCAAGACACAGGAUUCACCCCACUGGAGCAUCCAUGGGGACAGCAGGAUGGCGCAGGGCAGGCGGGGCACCAAGUCCUCCCGUGAGGAUGAUAUUCGUGCAUGUCCUCCUGUCUCUUACCUCGCUCACUGGCUCAGCAGCAGUGCAGCUGCCCUCCCUCCCACGAGGAGCAGGGCUGGGAGACUCUUAGCUCUGACUCGCCGCUGUGUCCAGUCUGAGAGCGCGUCCACGCCAGCGGGCAGCAGUGGGUGAGCGGGGGCAACUACCCACAAGCUAAAGUGACCAGCUACCCUCACCCCAUCUCCCCAUCACCUCCCCUUGCAUCCACACCCCAAACCGCCUGUGACAUUUCUGCAGUGCCUUUCACCGGGGGCUCCUGCGAGGGCUCGCCAACCCCCUGUGCGCGGCGGGGAAGGCCGGCGAGCUCUGCCCUGCGUGCUGCAGCAUGGGCAAUGCAGGUCCGGAAAGCAGAGGGAGGGCGCGUGGUCCCCGGCAGCAAGCCUGCAAGCAGCCGCCCGGAUGGGGGUCACACCGCUGCUUUUGCGCCCUGGGGUGCCCGGACCUCCAGGCACUGGCCCCCGCUGCUGCUGCCGCUGCUCCGUGCCGCUGUGCACCAGCACCAGCACGGCUGCCCAGCGCCGAGGCUGUGUGUGUGCCGAGUCCCGGGCACCAGCUCCCCGUCCCCCUCCAGGAGCGAAGGCUAUUGCUGCCACCGUCUGGCUUCGGGGCUCUCCGGGCAGUAACCGCUACGCUUACCGGCCACGAGGCAGUUCGUUUCGGAAACUACUGGGAUGUCAUUUUCUUAAAUAACGUAGAUGAAGUGUAUCUCAUAAAACAUUCAUGUCACUAUAAUACUCAGGCCUAAGUGAAUGAAAUAGAAACCCUAUAAAAAGCAAAACAAACACAAUAAAGUGGUAACAAAGAGUAUAUUGUGUUUACUAACAGAAUUAUAUCAAAUGCAAGUUUAAAGAUGGGAUCCAGUGACCUAGCUGACUUACACAGGCCUUGGAGCAGCUAGCAGUCUCCUCUGCUAGCCUGGCCAUCCCCCAAAAUCCCCUCUGACUCGAGGCCAAGUCCUGCCGCGUGUUGCCUCGCCACGUGCGUGCCUGCUGCCGCCAGCGGUACCUGCUGCAGGUGUCUUUUGAUGCCUGCUUGGCAGAGCUCCCCUUAUUAGCAGGUCUUCCCGGUUGCUGCCCAGCAGCCCAGGUGUGCCCUGCUCCUGGGCGCUGCUCUCCCGCCCGGCCAGCGCCACAGCAGGGCCGGUGCCGGGUGCCUCUCGGUGGAGAUGCUGCGGGAGCCCUGCGGCUGGGUCUUUCUGCAAGGUGUCAGGGCACAUUCCCAGGACAGAUUUUGGGCGCUUUCCCUAACUAGGGGUGAUCUUUGCUAUUUCAGCUGUCAAGGUGAAUUUCCUACCUGUCUCUUACACUCAUCCUUUUCUCCUGGUGUUUUCAAGCUCCAGAACACAUAGCACAGCCAUCUACCUGGCUUGCUGGUGAUACACAUCUGCUCUCUCCUCUUUGUUCUCCCUGACUCUGACAGCGUUGCUCUCUGCCUGAUAAAAGGCUCACUUCCCGGAUCUGUGCUAGCACUAAUUGAAAGCCAAGUCUAUUCCGACCAAAGCCUGGCACUGGCUCUGAGCCUUUUUGCCAGCUGGAAGCAGAAAUACUGGCAUCCUUUGGUUAGAAAUAACAAACCAAACAGGAUUUGUCGUUUGGCUUCCAAACAGGGAAGCAUUUCGGGAAGAUAGUUAUAAAUAAAUGGUUUAACAUCUCCUGCCAGCAGAAAUCACAGAGAAGAUAAUGUUCUUUUUUUUAAAUCUCACAGAGGCUCAAAUUGGGACAUUUCCUUUCCAGCUAACAGUAGGCUGUUGAUGGGCUCUUUUUCUAAGGGAACUCCAGGUCAGAGCUAACCUAGCAUAAGUUACUGCUGUUUAUACCUUGUUAUGAUAGUAUUUUAGGGCUCCAUUUUUGUAAUUGGUACUAUAUAUGGAUAGAUCUGUACACAGCUGUUGUUGAGAAGGGUUGAUAGCCUAAGCCACAGCCAGCCAGCUGUGCAGUGGGAAUUUCAUUUCCCCACGAACCUCGAUACUCAAAUGUUUAUUUUUCUUCUGACAAGGCCCAAAGACUUCCUGACUUUAUGAGAUUCUUCUGGAAAAGAAUUAGAAGUCUUUGAAGGUGAUCAAAACGAUCUGUUCAGUCUGCACUCCUAUAUUUUAACUUCUACUGUCUGAAUAAGCAUAGUCCAAAAACAAAGUUGCAUUCUAAUUCCCUGGAACAGAAGACAGUGCUGAAAGGAAAAGUUGGAAUGUUUCCUUGUGAAAAAUGUCAAAUGGCCGUUUAGGCAUUGGCAGCCUGCCUCUGUUCUCCUCUGAAACAGCACACUGGCAAGAGCAGUGGCACGGAGGACUUUGCUUUUGGGAGCUCUGUGCUCCCGGGGAGGUAGGGGACAGUUCAGCUGAAGCUCUCCUAGCAGGCAGGGAAGGCAGCAUGUGGUGGCUGCAAGCGCCGUGUUAGUGCUGUGAUAUUUCUGAGGGGUGACAGGAGAGAAGCAGUCCCUUAGUGCCACCCUUUCUUCCAGAGGGCUCAUUAAGUUAUCCCUCCCCACCCCCAUGCAACUUCUCUCAAAAAGCUUCUUGAAUGUCACAGAGCAUGGCUUCAUCACCCGAGGCAGAGCUUUCCAGUUCUCCUCCACACUCACCAUGAGCAAAGCCAGCUUUGCCACUACUGAGGUUUUUCAAAGAAGUAUCAUGGCCAGAACAUCUCACCCCAGUCCCGAUCCCCACCAGCUUUGUGGCACUGGAGGGAGACCUCCUCCGUUUGCUGUAGGACCUUCCCCCAUGGGAGCAGACCCCACGCUCGCUGUUCACAGACGUAAGCUAGGCAUGCAGACAAGGGCUCCAACCAGUCUAUUUCUGCAAGUAGCACAUCCUAUGGGUGCGCGAGACAUUCAUUUCUCAUCUGCUGCCUCGACUUCUGUUGUCCGCAUCUUGGAUUCUUUUUGGCUGUCCCCGAGGGGUGAUUAUAAAACUGCAUCAGAUAUCAGGAAGGUGUUUCUCUUGCUCCAGAUCAUCUUGAGUGGGAAGACCCUCCAUUCUGCUAAGAACCUCUACCGAAAUCUUCAGAAACCUGGAGCUUUGCCUCUCAGAGCAGCCCAGGCCAAGCUGGGAGACCUGGGGAGAGGAGAGGAAGGGCUGACAAAGGCGCUUUCCAGGGGAUAUGCACCUGCUUUCUGAACAGCUAGAAAGGCAGAACUGUGUGAAGGGUGGCAGUGCUGUAAAAAUGGCCUCUUUGCAGUACAAUGUGUGCAUAAGGCAGUUGGAGGAAUAGAGCAAUUUAAUGUACAAUACUGUUAAAGGAAGGAAUAUGUUCAAAGGAGAGCUGCUGCUUAAGACAGUGGCGGCACUUGGCCAGCUUGCUGGGUGAUGCUGUUAGCGGGAGAGGUGAGGGGACGGGGGGCUGCCAGUGGCCUGGCUCAGGGAAGGGCUGGCGGGUGCUUGCUGGCCGUCCCGCUCUGCGUGUGUGGCCCCAUGGGGAGUGGUGGAGAGGCUGGAGUGGGCUUUGGGACAAGACCCCCCAAGGCAAACAACAGCAAAUUCUGCAAAUUCUGUGUGUCCCUGGGGCCACGCUUUGCCCCCUUCCCCAAAUAUCUGUGUGUAUUUUGGAGGCUGGAGAAGAGGGAAGCAGCAUUUCCCUGCACCCUUGGUGGUCGCUGGGGGUGGGGAGAGCUCAGCCAAGGCGAGAGGCUUGUUCAUGCAAAUGUAGAUGCUCUAUUAAUGCCAGCAUAGGGGCAAACAACCCAAACGGCAACAAUUCACCAGUCCUCUCUCCAUAUCAAGCUAAACUGCUCCUGAAGGCAUUUUUGGCAAGAGGCCACUGCACAGAUGAGUUUGAUGGCUUCAAGGUAUAACUAUUUACUGUUUGACCAUGUUAUUGUUCAGUCAGACAAGGGUUUUUACAUAUGUGUGUGUGUCUUUACGCUCACAAACCUUUUAUAUCUAAAAAUCAAGCUGUUUUCUCUUUGGAAAAGAAAACAGUCACUUUUAAUUAUUCUACUUGCCUCUCAUUCUCCUUACUAAAUCUUCUGGAAAGAGGUGUCUCCUCAGCAGCUUCUCUCCCUCUGAGCUGGCCUUCAAACUGCUUUGGGGGCCACUGGCAGUGAUGGAGCGAGGGAGAGGAGGUACAGUGGUACCUGGCAGUGGCUUGCUGCCCGGGACCAAGGUCGCUGCUGGCAGCGCUACUGAGCAGCUCUUAGGAAAUGUAGUGGCACGUGCCACAGCUUCUCCCGACACUGCCCAUUUGUCCGUGGCCUGGACACUAGGAUGUUCCCUGGAUGCAGCAGGACUUUUGAAUGCCUUGAAUGCCAUAAGCAACUAGGUGUUGUGUGCAACUGAGUGUUGCAAAGGGCUUUUAGCCCGCAGUGGCAGGCUGGGUCUCCACCCUGUGCCCGUUUCAGGAGGGAGCAGAGCACCUCGCUGGACCUGUUUCAGCCUCCGCGUCGCCAGAGGAACGCCGCGGCUAGGGCCGGGGCUGGCGCUUGGGCUCUUCUGCGCAGGGGACAGCGAAAGAGAAAUGCUGGCACCAUUUCCUUGGCUAUAGUUCCUCCUGGUACGGCUCGUCGAGGUGUGACAUGCCAGUGGUAGCUACUCUCCCAAGCUGGUGUGCUUCCUCUGCACGUGGCUUCACGGCCUGGGCAGCACCUGGGCCCUGUGGAGAGGGGCUGCUCCCAACCCAGGGAGAGGGGCUGCUCCCAACCCAGCAGCACGCGUUUCCUCCCGUGUACACGGGAGCAGCAUGUAACGCUACAAUUGCUGCCCACGAAGGUGGCCGGGAACAGGUAAACACCCAGAUCGGGCAGACAGCGAGACAGAGCAGCCCAAGCGGCUGUGUGGCAGCAGCCUGCCGGUCCCCAGGCGCCCCAAAGCGGUCCCUCACGCACUGCGGUUGGGCUAGCUCUGAGCCGCGCCUCUGAUCCCUGGGUCCAUGGGCUGUUUCUGCUGGCCUAGCUGCAAGGGCUGGUGGUUUCUGAAGUCUGCUCUGCUCCAAGAACUGUGUGCCUUGUCCUCCCAGCCUCCUUCAAACCCCAGGUUUUCUCUCCUUCAUCCUUUUCUGUUCCUCAGUUUAAUCUCCGCUUGUUCCUGCACCCGUUCUCCCCCUCCCCAUUUAGUAUGCUUUGUUAUAUCCGGAUUCACCCACUCAUUUGUUCAUCGUUUCUCUCCUUCAGCAACAGCCCACCCCAGUCCCUGCAAGAUCCUGACCUCACUCCAGAUAGGGGUCCGUGACACCACUUCUCUGAGGCCCUCAGGACAAGUGAGCCUUGCAGCCCCCAGGGUUUGAGGAAGGAGGAGAGAGCUGGGACGGGAGGUUGCUGGGGAAAAGCAUGGGGACCUUGCAAGACCUUCCAGCACUGUUCUAGAUGAUUUGAUGGUGCGUUUACAGCUGCAUGGACCCAAGCACCUCUGGCUGCUCCAUGGGGAGGCAGAAGGGGUUGCACAGGCUGUCUGGAGGAAUGGGAAAGGUGCAGGAAGCAACUCUCCAUCUUGGCCCAAUGACACCUCUGUGCUACUGCACGGCAUGCUUGUGCCAGCUGUGUGCAGCUGUGCGCUGGCCGGCCCUCUAACCCAUGCCAGCUCUUGGUUAUAGAAAUGAAUCAGAUACAAACUGAUGUGCUAAUUAUGGGAAGGGUCAGCAAAAGUGUAGGCCUUUGCUGACAUCGUCUCCUGGACCCACAUCUGAUCUCACUUCAGUGCAAGCAGUGCCAAAGCUAGACAUCAGCACCUGCACGGCCAUGCUGAGUAGUCUGCGUGGGCCACAGGCAGUGAGCAGCAUGCAGUCCCCUAGCAAUGGCACACAGCUCUGCUCCCAAAACUUCCCCUUCAUCUUCUCCCAUCUUAGGGGAAAUGGUUAGACAGUGGCACUGCACCUGCACUCAUAGCUUCUAUGUUCCCUCAUUUCCUGCUGGAGGAAGGCUGUUGUAUUCAACGGCAAUCACCUCCUGUGCCUCAUGGUGUCCCACACGUCAGAGCAAAGAACAUCACCAUCCACAGGCAAAUGAGGCUGGCUCUCUUCCCAGGUCUGCGUGUGCCUGUGUGUCCCGCACCCCCCCCCCCCCCCCCAAUGGGAGUCUGUGCUGCUUUACAAAGCAGAGAUCUUUGGGCUUGGACUAGCCCUAACAUUUGACCUAUAAGCUUUAUCACCACAACCUGGGUUAUGCUGGUUUCUAUUCAGAAGGCUCUAGGCCAAAAUAUGUUUUUUCCAAACACUUUUCUGUUCCCCACUGUCCCAGCCCCCACCUGUGCAGAUCUCUUCUAUGCACAGCUUUAAGGAUCCCGUCUGCCUAGAGAGGGAAGCCUGGUCCCAGCUUUGCUGAAGUGAGCCAGGAUGCUCCCACUGUCUUCGAAGGCUCUUGGCUCUUUGCUGCUGCUGGAAGGUCCUGUCAACUUGAAGAGUCCAUUGGCUCAUUUUAUACUGCUGGCAGCACUCUGUUUCCUCUUAAACGUCUGUCAGUUCCUCCUGUCUGUUUGCAGGGGACCCAGCAACUGUAAAGGCAAUUAUAUAUUGCAUAAUUUGAUUUUACAACCACUAAAAAGUAGGAAUAGAGUUCUGAAACCUGAGUCGUUGCCACAUCCCCUUUGCCAGGUUGUGCUCUGAGUUGAAGGAUUCCUCUCUGCAGGCACAAGAGAGACUCUGAACCCUCCAAAUCUCCUCCAGGCCAUCUUGUCGAGUGGCCACACAUAUCCUUACAUCAAUUAGACCCUCCCAGUUGACUGACUCUGGGAUAUCUGCAGGCAAAUAUCUGAUCUGAAGAUGAUGGCACCAGCCAUUUAGCUGCAGCCCUGGUGUCCCGUGCUGGGAACGCUGCUUGAGCAAACCCUAGGGCAGGCCAUGGCAGGGAAGAACACACUGCAACAAAAUGCCAGAGAACAUGCUCAUUCCACUGCCUCAGGCUGAAGCUGUGCCCGUGUUAUCUGUGCCCAUGUCUUCUGUUUUCUUUUCCAUCUUGUGAGACUCUUCACUCCACUAUGAGAAAGAAUCUAGCCGGCUGCAGUUUAAUGCAUGACAAUCCUGUUACUACACCUGUAAAUAAUUAACAACUAGAGAAAACUGCAUUUUCUAAUUUUUGUUGACUUUAUUUUCUCUAUUGACUAGCUGUUAGCCACUUUCUUAAGGGAUUUCUCAUGGAAACUGUGACCUUUCUAUUUCUCUCUCUUUUCUUCUCCCUCUCUCUUUUUCUCACUCUUUCUCUCUCUCUCUCUGAGGUUAGUGUUUCAAAUGCUUUUUGGUGCAAUGUUCAAUGCCUGUUUGUAUUUUUGAAUUGUAUUUUUCAACCUUUGCUGGAAAAAAAAAUUUGCCCAUUCUAAUUGGCAGGAUUUUGAGUCCUGCAAUUUUUUUCAGCUUUUAGCAUUUUCAGUAAGUUAAAGCAAGAAAAAAAGUCUCAAAAAUUACAGUGAAGUUCUGAAGAGAGAUUAGAAAACAUCAGAAACAAGAACUACAUGAAUGAGCUGAACAAGCUGAGUGGACAAGGAGGACUCUUCUGACCACCUGUUAACCUCCUGAUCAAACACAUAAGGCGGGACUAGACCUCUUCACUGAAUUAAUCACUCCGCUUUUCCACUCUACCCACUCUCUUGAACUCUGAUCAAAACAAAUAAAAAUUCAUAUUUUAAAAAAA
Dromaius novaehollandiae (emu) is the source of this 11176-nucleotide messenger RNA. It is a transcript of the gene GABRA3, whose product is annotated as gamma-aminobutyric acid type A receptor subunit alpha3. Gene Ontology annotation, biological process: nervous system process; chloride transmembrane transport; synaptic transmission, GABAergic. The transcript has 10 exons. Bases 165 to 1586 code for a protein of 473 amino acids. NCBI's taxonomy places the organism in Eukaryota, Metazoa, Chordata, Aves, Casuariiformes, Dromaiidae. Gene Ontology annotation, molecular function: benzodiazepine receptor activity; GABA-A receptor activity; GABA-gated chloride ion channel activity. Gene Ontology annotation, cellular component: dendrite membrane; plasma membrane; synapse. The record is from RefSeq and is a predicted model, not a curated record.